AUGUUGAAAACGGUUCUUUUGUUGUCCACUUUCUCCGCUGUCACGUGCGGCCCGUUGGCUAAACUCCAAGCCCGAAACGGACUUGUGCCAUGGUGGGUAAGUUGGGAUUGUUAAUGUUUCGCCGGGCUAUAGAAAGGCUGCAUAAAGUGCAGAGAAGCAUUGGAAGUUCCGCUGUACCCGUCAACUAUCGGUUAUGUCUUCAGAUACCGAAUGACAUAUCCCUGGGACCAGCAAAGGAAGCGAUAAAAAUGUGCCAUAAGCUCGGGGAUUAUACUCCCGGGACCAUUCACAGUGCAAAGAACAUCUCAAACAUUCUUGGUAAGUCCGUAAGCCAAACAGAACAUCAGAAUAAAUGGCUCGGGACUUGGAAAUCUUUGUGUGUCCAGAAGAUGUGUACACAAUGACAACGGUUUAAAAUGCUCCAGUGGUAUAAAUAACGGCGGUAUAUGGCUAGGAAUACUCCCUAGAGCAUGCCAAAAAAUUUCGGGCGGUGGAACGUUUCUCGUCGUGGAAAAAAUCCAGAAAAUCCAUCAUCCAAUUAGGUCAUUGCAAAAGUUUUGAAUUGAAAUUUUUUAUGGGUGCUCUAGGGAGGCCUCCUAUGCAUAUACAGCUGUUGUUUCUAUCACUGUCACACUUUAAACGGAAAGUCCAAGGCCUUAUAUCCGACCAGUGUCCGUCAUCUCCAACUCCAAUCGCUUGAAAACGACCGAAUUUGUCCGCUUUACCCAAGAUAUUUCAGAGUUUGGACCAAUCGAUAAUGUCACACAGAUCUUGCUCGGGCUCUAUUCAGAGAAUAAGCAGUUCAAGUGGCUUGAAACGGAGGAGCCAUACGAUUACAACAACAUCAGACCGGGAGUCGAGAUUCCGGAUGGCCCCACUUUUUACGUAAUGGCCUACGAAGACACUCCGGACCAAAAGGCCGGAGAAUGGCUUCCCGUCGACGGGAACACCGAGAUCAAUGCUGUUUUGUGCAAUCUGUUCAAAGCGUUAUAA
Messenger RNA from Bursaphelenchus xylophilus (pine wood nematode), 993 nucleotides. Lineage: Eukaryota; Metazoa; Nematoda; Chromadorea; Rhabditida; Aphelenchoididae. The record is from the annotation of a GenBank genome assembly.